Molecule: messenger RNA, 1323 nt
Organism: Arctia plantaginis
Lineage: Eukaryota; Metazoa; Arthropoda; Insecta; Lepidoptera; Erebidae
Source: the annotation of a GenBank genome assembly
AUGGCUAUACAAAGCUAUGGAAGUCCAGUAUAUGGCAACGCAUCUCCACUACGCUGGUCACCGCCAUCAUCAGCAGCUCUAGUUGCUGCAGCGCUCGCUCCACCAGCGCUCCGUCCCUGGCUUCCAGAUCCGCCAACUAAGAAGUCCAACCACUUGGGUCUAAUAUGCGUAGUCUGCGGUGACACCAGCUCAGGAAAACACUACGGUAUACUCGCGUGCAAUGGCUGCAGUGGCUUCUUCAAGCGUUCUGUCAGGAGGAAACUUAUUUACAGAUGCCAAGCAGGUACUGGCCGUUGCGUGGUGGACAAAGCUCACAGAAAUCAGUGUCAAGCCUGCCGACUGAAGAAAUGUCUUACCAUGGGAAUGAACAAGGAUGCUGUCCAGAAUGAACGCCAGCCCCGUAACACAGCCACAAUCAGACCCGAAGCCCUGAGAGAUAUGGAUCAAGAGAGAGCUCUCAGAGAAGCAGCCGUCGCAGUAGGUGUUUUUGGGCCUCCAGUCUCGUUAGCUAUGGCGCUAUCACCAGCACGUUAUCCCCUCCUAUCGCCGCACUACGCGCCUCUGCCACCGCCACAACCACAGCAACCAGCGCAACCUGACUCCUCGCAUGACCAUCAUGACGAAGGGAAUACCCACACUGACAGCGAUGAUGACAGUAUCGACGUGACGAAUGAAGAAGACUCCACUUCAUAUUCCCCACCAGCGGCGAUGGAUUACCGUCAGAGCUGUACCACUUACAGGCCACUGGGCGUUGAGAGCGCAGCGGAGUCUGCCGCGAGGCUGCUUUUUAUGGCUGUGAAAUGGGCCAAAAAUUUGCCGUCUUUCGCCAGCUUAGCCUUUAGAGAUCAGGUGAUACUUCUAGAAGAAGCUUGGUCAGAGUUGUUCCUGCUAAAUGCUAUACAAUGGUGCUUGCCACUCGACGCUGCCUGUGCCGCACUGUUUGGCAGUGAUCAAAUCGAUCAAGAGAACGGCGUAGACUCAGCAACUUUGCGUCGAUUGCGCGAAGUACUGUCACGCUACAGAACUGUGCUCGUUGACCCCGCAGAGUUUGCUUGUAUGAAAGCUAUUGUACUUUUCAAAUCUGAAACUCGAGGCCUCAAAGAUCCUCUCCAAAUAGAAAAUCUGCAAGAUCAAGCGCAAGUGAUGCUCAUGACUCACGCCCGUACCGCCCACGGCACAGCCCCUGCAAGGUUCGGCCGACUGCUAUUGUUACUGCCCCUACUUCGUUUAGUUACUCCGCAACAAUUAGAAAGAGAAUUCUUUGCCAAAACUAUAGGUCAAACGCCGAUGGAAAAAGUUUUGGCAGAUAUGUAUAAAAAUUAA